AAGGGUAUGAUUCAACACCAACAUGAAAGCUCAGCUGUCAUGUGUGCUAGGGAGUAAACUUUAAACUGUCACUCAGACCUCCUGUAGAGAGGAAAGAGUUAAGUGGCGUGGACUUCUCUUGGGGGAAGCAGUUUGAGAACGUUCAUUUAGCACCGGGGAGAAAGCGAGGUGGUUAGGAUACAGAGAGCUGGUUGUCACUGACGCUGGUGGUGUGUGUAAUCAUAUGAGAAAGGCACAAAGCGAGGCUGUAUGCGCACGACUGAACAAAACUGAAUUUGAAGAACGACAUUUUUUUUGUUUUAAAUCAACCAGCCAACGCGAUGGAGGAGCCUCUUCAGGAAGAUUUGGCAACUUUAUCAGAACUGAAUGAAAAAAGUUUACUAGAGUCUCUCAGUCAACGAUUUAAACAGGAUAAAAUCUAUACAUACAUUGGUGACAUUUUGCUGGCAGUGAAUCCUUUUAAGUAUUUGCCUUUAUAUGAAAAAGAGGUAUCAGAAAGAUACAAAUUCCAUGACAAGAAGGCUUUGCCCCCUCACAUAUUUGCUGUGGCGGACAGGGCAUACCAGUCCAUGAUGGGCCGACUGGGAACUGGACCCAUGAACCAAUGUAUAGUGAUCAGUGGUGAGAGUGGAGCAGGGAAGACUGAGAGCACCAAGCUGCUACUGCGGCACCUCAUGGAGCUGUGCAGAGCCAACUCGCAGCUGGAGCAGCAGAUUCUCCAGGUGAAUCCUCUUCUGGAGGCCUUCGGGAAUGCCCAAACGGUCAUGAAUGACAACAGCAGUCGCUUUGGGAAGUACAUCCAGUUACGCUUCUUAGGAACCUCAGUGAAAGGAGCCAAGAUUAACGAAUACCUGCUGGAGAAGUCGCGCGUGGUGCAGCAGGACGAGGGCGAGCGCAACUUCCACAUCUUCUACUGCAUGCUGGCGGGCAUCUGUCCCGACGACAAGGACAUCUAUGGUCUCCUGGAGCCCCAGCAGUACAGAUACCUGAAUGGUACAUCCCUGUCAGAUGACAUGGUGAAUCGCUGGAGCAAGAAGUAUGCAGAUGUGUGUAAUGCAAUGGACAUGGUUGGGUUUGAAGAGCAGGAAAAGGUGGACAUGAUGACGAUCCUGGCGGGCAUCCUGUCUCUAGGCAACAUCAUGUUUGAGCCUGGGGAGGGUGAUGCCCUAAAGGUCACCGAGUCGUCUGUGGGCUGGCUCAAGGCGGCUGCGGGCCAGUUCGGGGUUCAGGAAGAGGAACUGCUGAAGAGUCUGACCUGCACUAUGUCUGUCACUCGAGGGGAAGCCAUCAGGCGCCUGCACAGCCAGCAGCAAGCCGAGGAUGCCCGAGAUUCCAUUGCCAAAGUUGCCUAUGGAAGAGUGUUUGGAUGGAUAGUCAGCAAAGUCAAUGAGUUACUUGCCCCAAAUGUAGAUCCAGAUGUUGAACUCUGUGAAAUUGGUAUCCUUGACAUUUUUGGCUUUGAAAACUUUGCUGUAAACCGGUUCGAACAGCUUUGCAUCAAUCUGGCCAAUGAGCAGCUACAGUUCUUUUUCAACCAUCAUAUCUUUCUGAUGGAACAGAGGGAAUACAAAGAAGAGCAGCUGGACUGGGAAGUGAUCUCAUACAAAGACAACAAGCCCAUACUGGACCUCUUUCUCACCAAGCCCAUCGGGAUCCUCUCACUACUGGACGAGCAGAGCGCCUUUCCACAGGCUACAGAUAGAAAUUUUGUGGAUAAACUUAACAGCAAGUUUAAGUCGCAUCCCAACUAUGAAGUGGUGCGCAGCCACAGUCCUACAUUCACGGUUGUGCACUACGCAGCAAAGGUUCAGUAUAACAGCGUAGGUUUCCUGGAAAGGAACAGGGACACCAUCCCAGCCAGCAUCAGAGGCCUCUUCAUCAACAGUGUCACGCCACUCCUCAGCCUGCUCUUCGCUGCUACGAUAUCUAGAACAGGAACUUUGAUGGCCCGUAAAGCUAAGCUUGCACAGAUUGCAGAGGACAACUUCAACUCAACCAGGAAACAAUCUGUUGGGGCUCAGUUUAAGCAUUCUCUUGGGGUCCUAAUGGAGAAGAUGUUCAAGGCCAGCCCUCACUUCAUCCGCUGCAUAAAACCUAACCGAACAAAAUCCCCCAACGACUUGGACAGCAACUUCGUCAUGGACCAGCUCCGGUACAACGGCUUGCUAGAAACCAUCAGAAUACGUCGAGAUGGAUUUUCUUGGAGACCGACCUUCAAGGAAUUUGCAGAGAGGUAUAGCCUCCUACUGCUCAAAACAGAUAUACCUCCCAAUAGAGAAAGCUGCAUGUACAUCCUCAACAACACAAGGCUCACUGGCUGGACGUGUGGGUCGUCGCGUUUGUUCUUUAAGUAUUGGCACCAAGCAGAGUUGGCUCGUCUUCUUGACAGACUUGGGAGGGCCGCCAUUGUCAUACAGAAGAACUUCCGUGCGGAGAUCUGCAGGAAGAGGUACCUGCAGCUGGUGGAGGAGAUGCGGAGACAGAUGCAGGCCCAAAGAGAGGAGGAAGAGAGGCUGCAGAGGAAGGAGGAGGAGGAGAUGAGGAAACAGCUCCUGCUGGAGGAGGAGAAGAGAAGACAGCAGCUCAUAGAACAGGAGAACAAGAGGCCAGUAUCUCCGCCCGUUCCACUACCCAGGAAGAAGAAGCCAGAGCCCAGGCCUCGCUCUUUCUUCUCAGGGCCCCAGUCAGCGCACCUGGCCCCUGUGCCUCGCCCACGCAGCAAGCUCUUUGAGGCGACGCCCUUUGAUAACGAUCUAGCGGGACCAGCGCACGAAGAACGUGCCAAAGAGAAGCACAAGCAGCGGAGGAACACCAUCCGAUGGUUCCGUGAGACGCAGGCCGGUAAGGUGGUGCAGAACGGAGAGUUCCCUUGCUGGUUCCACGGCAUGAUCACGCGCCGGCAAGCUGAGGACCUCCUCACUGACAAGCCCCUUGGCUGCUUUCUUGUCCGCGUUGGGCAGAGUCGGGAGGGAUACACUCUCACAUUCAGGGGAGCAAGUCGCUGCCGGCACUACAUGAUUGAGAUGCAGUGCAAUGGGAAGUAUGUGAUCCUGGGGGAGGACCGCGCCCACCCCUCGCUCACGGACCUGGUGCAGCACCACACGCAGGUGGGCAUCAAGCCCUUCAUGGAGCUCCUCACUGUGCCCUGUGGACAGUCAUGUGACCAGCAGCCAGACUACGAGGAGCUGGAGUACAUGUUGCCAUCCCCUCCCGAGCAUGCUCACCGCGGGCCGGACCCUGUGGCGCAGGAGCUGCAGGGCCUCUUCAUGCCCCCGGACCAGACCUCCGGAGCGCUCCAUCCCAACAAACCCCCCGUGCUGCGGAGGAUAUCAGACCACCGGAGGCAGCUGGAUGCCCUGUCCAACCAGCAACAGGCCAACCCGAAAGACAAAGCCAGACCGCGGCUGUACCCCUCCAUAAGGCUGGCCAUGAGGGAGAUUCAGCAGUUACAACAGCAAUUCUCUGACAGUGCUGAACAGACGGGAGUAGCUCCAGGCUAUCUCUGGGCACCCGGGAAGAGGACAGAUUCCUAGCAUUCAAAGAAAAGGGACCGAACAGAACAACACUUCCUCGGCUGCUGCUGAACCGAACUGGACAAAGUUGUGUGUUUGAGACACACUUUAAGAACAAAUUGUGAAGAGAACUUUUAAUAGUGCUUGAAAGACUUUAUUAUUAUUGUUUGAGUGUUUUGUUCAUGUGUAUUUCAUGUGUUUAUUUAGUAUAUUUAAAUGUAAAUUAUGAUUUUCUAAUGCACUGAAAUAAAUACUUCAGUUUUUAAA
Alosa alosa (allis shad) is the source of this 3779-nucleotide messenger RNA. Its product is annotated as myosin-IIIb. Lineage: Eukaryota; Metazoa; Chordata; Actinopteri; Clupeiformes; Clupeidae. Gene Ontology annotation, molecular function: cytoskeletal motor activity; ATP binding; protein binding. The transcript has 30 exons. The record is from RefSeq and is a predicted model, not a curated record. Gene Ontology annotation, cellular component: myosin complex. The coding region runs from base 321 to 3533 and encodes 1070 amino acids.